Messenger RNA from Suricata suricatta (meerkat), 2348 nucleotides. Its product is annotated as inosine-5'-monophosphate dehydrogenase 1-like. Gene Ontology annotation, cellular component: cytoplasm. Gene Ontology annotation, molecular function: IMP dehydrogenase activity. The record is from RefSeq and is a predicted model, not a curated record. NCBI's taxonomy places the organism in Eukaryota, Metazoa, Chordata, Mammalia, Carnivora, Herpestidae. Gene Ontology annotation, biological process: GTP biosynthetic process.
GUGGCCGAAGCGCGGCGUCAGCAGUAGCGGCCGUGGCGACAGCAGCAGUGAAAGCAGCAACAUCAGCGGGGCGGCCCGGGUGUUUAUGACGGGUCGUGGUGUCUCCCGGCAGCAUGGCGGCGGACUACCUGAUCAGCGGCAGCACCGGCUACAUGCCCGAGGAUGGGCUCACCGCGCAGCAACUCUUCGCCAACGCCGACGGCCUCACCUACAACGACUUCCUGAUUCUCCCAGGAUUCAUAGACUUCAUAGCUGAUGAGGUGGACCUGACUUCAGCCCUGACUCGGAAGAUCACCCUGAAGACACCGCUGAUCUCCUCCCCAAUGGACACUGUGACAGAAGCUGACAUGGCCAUUGCGAUGGCUCUGAUGGGCGGCAUUGGUUUCAUUCACCACAACUGCACCCCGGAGUUCCAGGCCAAUGAGGUGCGGAAGGUCAAGAAGUUUGAACAGGGCUUCAUCACGGACCCGGUAGUGCUAAGCCCCUCGCAUACUGUGGGUGAUGUGUUGGAGGCCAAGAUCCGACAUGGCUUUUCUGGCAUCCCCAUCACCGAGACAGGCGCCAUGGGCAGCAAGCUGGUGGGCAUCAUAACCUCCCGAGACAUUGACUUUCUUGCCGAGAAGGACCACACCACCCUCCUAGUGGUGGCUCCGGCCGGUGUGACAUUGAAAGAGGCAAAUGAGAUCCUGCAACGCAGCAAGAAAGGGAAGCUGCCCAUCGUCAAUGAUCGUGAUGAGCUAGUGGCCAUCAUUGCCCACACUGACCUGAAGAAGAACAGGGAUUACCCUCUGGCCUCCAAGGACUCCCACAAGCAGCUGCUGUGCGGGGCGGCUGUGGGCACCGGCGAGGAUGACAAGUACCGCCUGGACCUGCUCACCCAGGCAGGCGCCGAUGUCAUAGUGCUGGACUCCUCCCAAGGGAACUCUGUGUAUCAGAUCGCCAUGGUGCACUACAUCAAGCAGAAGUACCCCCACCUCCAGGUGACUGGGGGGAAUGUGGUGACAGCAGCUCAGGCCAGGAACCUAAUUGACACUGGUGUGGACGGGCUGCGUGUGGGCAUGGGCUGCGGUUCCAUCUGCAUCACCCAAGAAGUGAUGGCCUAUGGUCGGCCCCAGGGCACUGCUGUGUACAAGGUGGCUGAGUAUGCCCGGCGCUUUGGGGUGCCGGUCAUAGCUGAUGGUGGCAUCCAGACCGUGGGUCAUGUGGUCAAAGCCCUGGCCCUUGGAGCCUCCACAGUGAUGAUGGGCUCCCUGCUCGGCGCCACCAUGGAGGCCCCUGGCGAGUACUUCUUCUUGGAUGGGGUGAGGCUCAAGAAGUACUGGGGCAUGGGCUCAUUGGAUGCCAUGGAGAAGAGCAGCAGCAGCCAGAAACCAUACUUCAGUGAGGGAGAUAAGGUGAAGAUCGCACAGGGUGUCUCAGGCUCCAUCCAGGACAAAGGCUCCAUUCAGAAGUUCGUGCCCUACCUCACAGCAGGUAUCCAACAUGGCUGCCAGGAUAUCGGUGCCCGGAGCCUGUCGGUCCUGCGGUCUAUGAUGUACUCAGGAGAGCUCAAGUUUGAGAAGCGGACCAUGUCAGCUCAGAUCGAGGGUGGUGUCCAUGGCCUGCACUCUUACGAGAAGCGGCUGUACUGAGGAUGGUGGUGGAAGCCGGGGCAGUGGAGGAGGUGCACCCCAGGAUGCCCCUUUGAGCACAGCCUCCCUCCAUAACUGAGUGGUCCAUAGAUUUGCACUACGGAUUCCCCAGCUCCUUUUCAGGGAGAGGGGAGGGGAGCCCCUGAGGGUCUGUGGCCCCUCCUGGCCCUCCCCUGCAGAGUCAGGACUGUCCCUGGGGCUCGGCUGUCCUGGGAGCCCCCCCUCCUUCAGUCCCCCUGAGCCUAGCCAGCCUGGGCUCUCAGGCCCUGUGCCUGCCUCAGGUCUUUCUCGCUGCAGCCUGCUCCGGCCUGGCCCCCACCCCUGGGGCAGGUGGCCCCUCUUGGCUUCUGAAGGGCACCUCCCUCCCCCAACCCCCACCCCAGAAAUGGUGCUCUCCUGGCCCUGCCUCUGGCCCCUUCCCGGGCUGCUGCCCCCUCAGCCAUGUGGCACUUCUGGGCUCCUGACCUAGGGCAGAGGGAGGUCUCUGCCCCCUUUCCCUGGCCCUAGGCUCUCCGGGCCCUGCUUCUCAGGCCACUCCCCCAGUUCCUGGCCCUGGGGAGGAGGCUGCCCAUCAUUCCUGGCUCCCCGCCACCCCCAAGUGUACCAUUCCUGCCCUCUCCUCUCAGCGGCAGUUGGAGGCUUUAACUUUGCACACUUUGGGGUCACAGUUGCGUCAUUGUAUAUUAAAUAACCUGAAUAAAUCAAGAGGUCUCAAUA